This is a messenger RNA of Cucurbitaria berberidis CBS 394.84, 294 nucleotides long. RefSeq lists its product as uncharacterized. The transcript is spliced from 2 exons. The coding region runs from base 1 to 294 and encodes 97 amino acids. The record is from RefSeq and is a predicted model, not a curated record. Lineage: Eukaryota; Fungi; Ascomycota; Dothideomycetes; Pleosporales; Cucurbitariaceae.
AUGAAAACGCCCUUUCGCAUUGCACAUUGUAUGCUUGUUCUCAUCCUCACAGCGUUACUCCUCGGCACCGUCUUCUAUGGCUUCUGGCUGCUGUGGGACGAGCAGCACCCCAAGCCUCAGGUCUUCGACGACUCCGAGCGAAAGCCGUCGCCUCAAGAGAUCGCUGAAUCGAUGAACACGCUAUGGGACCAAUGGGAUGAGGACCAUUGCAAAAACGUCUGCGAAGCAUCAUGGAUUGCCUGUCGGCUAAGACACUGCGACGACCGCCCAGAUGUCAGAAAACAAGAGCUGUGA